Molecule: messenger RNA, 629 nt
Organism: Owenia fusiformis
Lineage: Eukaryota; Metazoa; Annelida; Polychaeta; Sabellida; Oweniidae
Source: the annotation of a GenBank genome assembly
AUAUUUUUCAGUCACAUUUUCAGAGGGCUAUAUGUGACAAUGCCCAUUGUGAUCCUGGUUGUGUAAAUUAUAUAUGGAACAAGUAAAACUGAUCAAACAGAACUUAGUUAUCUUAGUUCAAAAAAUCCAGCAUAUUUCAGUUUUGUCACUUUCUGUUAACUAUCAUUGGACCUUAACGAAAUGUUUUUUUAUAGGAUAGGCAUUUCUAUAUACUGUGCAUAGGUUAACAAACCCCAAUGGACGGAUCAAUAACAAGUAUAUAGCGAACACAAGCUUGUACCCUAAAAUAACUGGUGUGUUCAAUAGUAAUACAACGCUAUAAGCUACAUGUACUCAGUGCUUAUAGUAAAAUACUUGAAAUACACUAAGCCUAUACGCAUACAAUCAUACAUCACAAAAAUGCCAUCGACUAAGAGUGCAGAGGAAAAAGAUGGAGAUUUUGCAGGUUUCUUUUCGACAGUCGACGAGCAUACGACAUCUAUUGUCGCAGCGGUGACAGGUACAAUUCCCAGUUGGAUUAAAGGUGGAUUCCUUCGAAAUGGACCUGGAAAAUUUGAAGCUGGUAAGGACAAAUACAACCAUUGGUUUGAUGGACUUGCUCUGUUGCAUCGGUUUGACUUUGACAACGG